Molecule: messenger RNA, 629 nt
Organism: Effrenium voratum
Lineage: Eukaryota; Dinophyceae; Suessiales; Symbiodiniaceae
Source: the annotation of a GenBank genome assembly
GGAAGCGUUAGUCUUUGUUGCACCCAUGCCGGGGCCGACUUGGCCAAGCUGCGGACAAGAAGCACGCGAAGAAGCUGAAAUGGCCAUGGCUCGCUGGCGGUGCUGAGCCUCCCAGCAUUGCACCGGGUGGAUUUUGCGAUGCAACAUCUCCUCGCAGUGGGAGCCGAUUUUCCUUGCUGCUGCCCAACGAGCUCAGAUGAAUCAUCGCAAAGCUCGCCGUUGCUGCAUGGUGACGCCCAAGGACGCACCGACGGAUCUUGGCUGGCCAGAAGAUCCAGCCCGCAGUCCAAGGAUGCUGAGCAGGCCCAGCAGCUCUUCAUCAAGGGCGCGAACGUUGUCCUGCACAAGCCGGCUGUCAGACGGGCUGCAGAACACAAAGAACGACGAUGCCCGAAGCUCAACGCUGUUUCCAGUUGCUCUCCUCCGACCAUGAUCCUGGGCAGCGCAGCAGGAGGGCUACUGACCUCGUACAUGCCUGAGCUGCCGAUAUCAUCCAGGUCCAACCAUGGUCGUGGACACGGGGGCCGCUGGCUGGUCACUUCACGCUGGCGCUGGAGCAGGCUGCCGCCAUUCUCUUCCGCCAGUCAGCGCUGACGAGCUUCGCAGGAGGCCGGGCUGACUCAGGCAUG